UGAAGAGAUAAGCGGACCAUAUGAAUUUCGACUGUACUAGUGGUUCAAACUUGUAUACUCUUUAAUGUUCUAGAUUUAUUUUUUUUAUUAUAUAUACUUACGAUAUGCCCUGUAUCAAAUGCGAAGAGCAAGUCUGGUGUGUUAAGGAUUAUACCGAACAAUGCAUUAUUCUAAAGCAGCCUGGAGAUUAUUAUCAUUCAUAUUCAGAUAUGGUAGGUGGCAUAGUGUCUCAUACAUAUUGUUCAAGAUAUAAGAAACUUUGUCAGACGAAUAGAGUUCGCGGAAUUUGCCGGCUGAUCACGAAUAUGAUAUCAUCGCCGGGAUUACUUUUUUUUGGGUCCUCUUUUAUAUGUUUGCCUAUUUAUUGGAGCAGUGACAGACAAAUCGUGGCGAAAGUGAGGAUGUCUUAGGCAUGCAAGAAGGUGGACGAACCGGCAGUUGAAGGAUGGGAAUUGUUGCUAAAUAUAAUUUGCUUGGAUGGAUACGUUGGACCAGUAAGAUGGGAGGAAAAACCGUUAAGGGUCCUUAGUGGGGUCCCUAUUUUGGUCUUGCGAAAUACUCUAAAUAAUGUAUGCAAGGGUUUUCUGAAUUUGCUACGGCUGCU
Molecule: messenger RNA, 604 nt
Organism: Aspergillus pseudonomiae
Lineage: Eukaryota; Fungi; Ascomycota; Eurotiomycetes; Eurotiales; Aspergillaceae
Exons: 1
Coding region: 105-410 (101 amino acids)
Source: RefSeq, a predicted model, not a curated record